Molecule: messenger RNA, 781 nt
Organism: Dufourea novaeangliae
Lineage: Eukaryota; Metazoa; Arthropoda; Insecta; Hymenoptera; Halictidae
Product: coiled-coil domain-containing protein 124
Exons: 4
Coding region: 101-727 (208 amino acids)
Biological process (GO): transcription by RNA polymerase II
Cellular component (GO): nucleus
Molecular function (GO): transcription coactivator activity
Source: RefSeq, a predicted model, not a curated record
UUGAAGGUGUACGAUAGAAAAUGUCAUGUUAUUUUCUGAAUAGGUGAUCAAGCCUAGAUCACGCUUCAAAUUUUUGUUCUUUCAAUUGGAACCGAUCAACAUGCCCAAGAAAUUUGUCGGUGAAAAUAGCAAAGCUGUCGCUGCUAGGGCGAGAAAGGCAGCGGCAAAGGAAGCCGAAAACUCAAAGAAAGCUUUGGAAGCAGAGGAAAAAGCUUGGCAAGAUGAUGAUAAACAGUUACAGAAGAAAAAACAAAAACAGGAAGAACAAGAGAAGAAACGACUGCAGCAAUUAGAGAAAAAAGCAGAGGUGAAAGCUCUGCUUGAAAAGGAAUUGGCAACUAUUAAAGUGGGAGCUAAACAACCCACCGCAAAGAUUACCAAAGCUGAAAUUAUGGCUGCAACAGAAAAACGGAAUCAAGUAGCAAUGAAGAAGAAGGAGGAAGAAAAACCACUCGAGGAGAAUUUAAAUAGAUUGACAAUUGAAGGGGAAACAGCACAUGGUAUAGAUGAAGCUUUAACUAUUUUAAGUACAAAGGAUCCAGAAGUUGAUCGUCAUCCGGAGAAGCGUAUGAAAGCUGCAUAUGCCAGUUUCGAGGAGAAGAUGAUGCCUAUUAUUAAGGAACAAAAUCCUACAUUAAGGUUAAGUCAAUUAAAACAGAUAUUGAAGAAGGAAUGGAUGAAAUCUCCAGAAAACCCACUCAAUCAAAAAUUACUCUUGAAUCGCUGAUAUUACUGUAUCGUCGGAACACAGCAAACGUGCAUAACGACUGAGUAGAUGACU